Messenger RNA from Acanthochromis polyacanthus (spiny chromis), 1736 nucleotides. It is a transcript of the gene cdc20, whose product is annotated as cell division cycle 20 homolog. NCBI's taxonomy places the organism in Eukaryota, Metazoa, Chordata, Actinopteri, Pomacentridae. Bases 124 to 1632 code for a protein of 502 amino acids. The record is from RefSeq and is a predicted model, not a curated record. The transcript has 11 exons. Gene Ontology annotation, cellular component: anaphase-promoting complex. Gene Ontology annotation, biological process: anaphase-promoting complex-dependent catabolic process; positive regulation of ubiquitin protein ligase activity; positive regulation of anaphase-promoting complex-dependent catabolic process. Gene Ontology annotation, molecular function: ubiquitin ligase activator activity; protein binding; anaphase-promoting complex binding.
AUUUAAACCGUGUAGCGUCAUCGACACUAAAUUCAAAUCUCAGAAAGAGAGGAAACAGAACAGCGAGUCUUGGUGCGCUGUACUCCACUUUGUAUUGAAGAGGUCGAUGAAAACGUGGAUAAUAUGGCGCAGUUUGGGUUUGAGAAUGACAUCCACAGUAUCUUGAAGCUGGACAUGCCCAUCACAAACGCUCCCAUGGCGAGGUGGCAGAGAAAGGCGAGCUCCUCAAACACCUCCGCCCCGAACGGUCUGUCUCCUGGAAAAUCUGCUAAUGUGUCGCUGAGUUCAUCAAAAACACCAAGCAAAACACCGGGCAAAAAUAAAAAACAAACACCCUCUAAGAUGGGGGGCGACCGCUUCAUUCCCAUCAGAAACAGCAAACAAAUGGAUGUUGCAAGUUUCCUACUCACCAAGGAGAAUGAGCACGGGGACACAAACAACGCAGCAAGCACAUCAGAAAACCAGAAAGCUUGGUCUAUGUCUCUGAAUGGAUACAACAUUGAAGAUGCAAAGAUCCUCCAUCUGGGAGGGAAACCACUGAAUGCACCAGAGGGCUAUCAAAACAACUUGAAAGUCCUCUACAGUCAGGCUACAACUCCUGCCUCUGUCAAAAAAACAAGAUACAUAUCUUCAACUCCAGACCGAAUCCUAGAUGCUCCUGAUCUUCGAAAUGAUUUCUAUUUGAAUCUGCUUGAUUGGAGCAGUCGGAAUGUCCUUGCUGUAGCUCUUCAUAACAGUGUUUACUUGUGGGAUGCCACUCAAGGAGACAUCAUUCUUCUGAUGAAGCUGGAGCGUGAGGAGGACUACAUCUGCUCAUUGUCCUGGACCAAAGAGGGAAGCUACCUGGCUAUUGGAACCAGUGAUUGCAAAGUUCAGUUGUGGGAUGUUGAUAAUCAGAAGCGCUUGCGCAGCAUGGCCAGCCACACUGCAAGAGUUGGUAGUCUGAGCUGGAAUGACCAUGUUCUUUCUAGUGGCUCCAGAUCAGGACACAUCCACCACCAUGAUGUGAGGGUGGCAGACCAUCACAUCUUCACACUCACUGGUCACUCACAGGAGGUUUGUGGACUGAAGUGGUCCCCUGACGGCCGAUACCUGGCUAGUGGAGGCAAUGACAACUUGGUGUGUGUGUGGCCACGUGUGCAGGAGGGCAGCGCCAGCAAUGAAAGCCAGUUAGUCCGCAGCUGGAGCGAACAUCAGGGAGCUGUCAAAGCUUUAGCCUGGUGUCCAUGGCAGUCAAAUAUUCUUGCAUCUGGAGGAGGCACCAGUGAUCGCCACAUCCGCAUCUGGAAUGUAAACAGUGGCUCCUGCAUCAGUUCACUUGACACUCAAUCCCAGAUCUCGUCCCUGGUGUUUGCACCCAAUUACAAGGAGUUAGUCUCUGCACAUGGAUAUGCCCACAACAAUGUUGCUAUCUGGAAGUACCCCUCUCUCACCAAAGUUGCAGAGCUCAAUGGCCACGAAGACAGAGUUCUCAAUUUGAUUCUGAGCCCAGACUACUCCACUGUUGCCACCAUUGCUGGAGAUGAGACUAUACGUCUGUGGAAGAGCUUUGAAGUAGAUCCUGUGAAGAAGAAGGCUAAGGAGAGGAUGGUCAAAUCAACUAGCAGUGUCAUUCAUCAGUCAAUCAGAUAAUGUGCUUUGCCUUGACUUUUGAGUUGUUUUUUUGUUUUUGGGUCAGUACUGAUUGAGUUAUGUGCAGAUGUUUUAUUUAAUCCACAAUAAAGAUUACAACCUGG